ACAGGUAGCCUUCAAGGGCGGUGCAAUGGAGAGAGUGACUCACUGAGAACAUGGACGCCGAAUACGCGAAAUCGUAACUCUAGUGACUCUAGUUUGUUUGGAAUUGCUCUAAAUCGAUUAGUUUAUAUUGCUUAAAACGAUGGGAUGGCGGAUACCCUGGGGAUUAUAUCGGAACAACGCCGUGUUUCAGUAUUUAAUUAUCGGGCUUGCGGCGUGCCAGGUGUGUGCCAUGGAGGUGCGCACCUCCUCCGAGGUGGAGGCGGUGAACGGCAGCGCCGCCACGCUCUCCUGCACCUUCACGUCCAGCAGCUCCGUCACCUCCCUCGUGUCGGUGGACUGGUCCUACAAGCCGCAGAGCGGAGGGCCCUCGCAGUCAGUCUUCUACUUCUACUCCACCCCCCACCCACCCCCGCAGGGGCAGUUUAAGGGGCGCAUAAGGUGGGUGGGGAACCCCUCCCGGGGGGACUGCUCCAUCCUGCUGCUCAAUGCCACCUUCACCGACAAUGGCACCUACACCUGCAGCGUCAAGAACCCCCCUGACGUGCACGGCGCCCCCAGCCAGGUCCGCCUGUCCGUCGUGCCCAAAAAGGUCACGGUGCGCUUCAACGACGUGGCGGUUCUGAUGGGUCUGGUUCUGCUGCCAACGGUCAUCAUCGUUCCCAUCCUGCUGGGUCGCAUGUGGUGCCACGGCAAGCCCUGUGGGGUCAAGCGGUCAAAGCCUGCCUGCUCCCCCAUCGAGGUCAAAGAGCAUGAGGCAAAUGUCUAUCAGAACCCACCUUCGAAACAGAAGGGCCACUGUGUGGUGUGCUGUGAGCUCUAUUUCCAGGAUUCUGACUGUGAAGAAGAUUUAUACUUACACGACGAGAAACAGCGGGGAGAUGAAACUGUCGCAGAGACCGGGUUGUAGCUCCCUCUGCUGGUGGAGCAGGAGAAGUGCAGCAGUCUCCCUCCUCCUGCUCCCGGGACGGGGUGGGAACAGGAGGGGUGAGGAUGUUUGUUCAUGGAGGCCUGGUAGAAAAGGACUGCUCCAGGGGCUGUGGAUGUUUCACAUGGUGAAGGACAACAUGGUACACUGGCCGCCUUAAAACUCCACUCCCUCCCCUGCUGCUGGUCUCUGUCUCCCUGUAACAGGCCACUCAGAUUCACAGGGGAACAGCUGAAUAGAAACUAGCAGGGCCACUUUGUGACACGGCCGAUCUAACUGCCUAUUGGCAGUGCGGGACACACACACACACACACACACACACACACACACACACACACACACACACACACACACACACACGCACACACGCACACACACACCUGGCACGUACACACACACACACACACACACACACCUGGCACGUACACAACUGUAGAUCCAUAUAAGAGCUGUGCUGUAUUCAGGUCUGCUCUAGCUCUCAGUGUUGUCCUGGGUCCCUGAGUGUUCUCAGCCCUGGUUUUCUCUUGAUGGAUAAUGCUGGACUGGUUGAGCUUUUAUUAAAAAAACAGGGCUUUUAUUGGCAAGUUCUUGGAACUGUCUCCCCCCUUAAAGUUUUGGGCACUUGUUGCAAAUCAUUAGCUGAUCAUUAAAUUGUUCCUCGCCAUGGAAGCCCAGUAAAGGUCAGUAGGUGCUGCUGCUUUUUGUUUUCACCUCCAAAUUAGAAGAAAAAUUGGCGGAUCCAGCAGCCCUCCGGAAUCCGGGAUAACCAUCCCCAUUUUGGGAUUUAAAUUGGACAAUUGAACUCUGAAUUAAACUCAAUUAUUGUGUAAAGCUUUAUUUAAGGAAGAGAUGACUUUACUUGUUUCUAUUCAGACAAAUAUUCCCAAACAAUAUUUGUUCAGUUGAGAGCUCAGUCAUAAAUAAAUAAUGAAGAUUUGAUGAAAACCAAGGAUCUCCACUCCCACAGUGCUUCCACAGAAAACUCCACUCCCUCCCCUGCUGCUGGUCUCUGUCUUCCUGUAACAGGCCACUGAGAUUCACAGGGGAACAGCUGAAUGGAAACUAGCGGGGCCACUUUGAGACACGGCUGAUCUUUCUGUGGAAGCACUGAUCAUUUUUUUUCCACCCAUUUUUCUUCCUUGUAAUUGUAAAGUGAACCUUGUUCAAGUCUAUAAUGUAAGUUAUUGUGUACUUUAUAAUGUGUGUGUUUUUUAUUUUAUUUUUUUAUUUACUGUUUGUUUUUGUUCAUGUGCUACCAGGUACACUGUUGCAUGGGUAUAGAUUCUUGGGCUGGUCCAGAACAAUACAAUACAACAGCCAUUUUGUGUUUUAUUUUAUUUUUAUUUUUUUUAUUUUUUUUUGGGUGAAAUGUCCGAUCCUCAUUCGAUGGAAACCUGUGGAACUUUGAGUGCUUUCAGAAAGCCGAGGUAAUCCUAUUACACGAUGGCCAGUGCCGGGUCCUCACUUUGAGCUGUAUUUGUAAAUGGUAAUUUGAUCUCCGUUCACAGUGAAAGUGCGAACCGCUUGCUGUGCUCACAGGAAGUGGAAUUCUUGUGGUUGACCAACCUCUAUUCUUCGUGCUGUUUAAGCACUGGAAUGGUACAGUUCUGGACUGGUUAUGGUUUUAAAACUGCGUGGUCUAACAGGUGGGACCUAAAAAAAAGUGCCAAUUGACCGUGCGUGGUUGUAUGAUCACAGUAUCCCUCCCUGCUGCAUGCUUCUCUUUCGUGUGGGACUGCGAUAAUGCACCGAGUUAAGGGAUUCCUCUUAUAUUUGUCCAUAAUGAGGAGAAAAUGUAAUUAUUAACUUGUAUUUUUAAUAUCUGACUCCUGGAUAUUCUUGGCAUUUAAUUCCUUAAGUAAGAACAUUAAUAUAUAAUUUCCUAUACCGAAGUUGGUAAUAUUUUAUAUGAAGUACAGAGUUUAUAUAGAGAUUAUUGCACAUAUUGUUCAUAUACAGAUUUUUCCAUUUGCUCAAUAAAAUACAUACUACACUCUAUAA
This is a messenger RNA of Conger conger (European conger), 2926 nucleotides long. It is a transcript of the gene mpzl3, whose product is annotated as myelin protein zero-like 3. Bases 140 to 907 code for a protein of 255 amino acids. The transcript is spliced from 6 exons. The record is from RefSeq and is a predicted model, not a curated record. Gene Ontology annotation, cellular component: membrane. Lineage: Eukaryota; Metazoa; Chordata; Actinopteri; Anguilliformes; Congridae.